AUGACUAGAGGGCCGUUGGACUUCUGGAUUAACUGGGCCAGCCAGAUCGGAGUUCUCGUCAGCCUCGGUUGCCAGAUCAUCCUCCAUCUCUCCGCCAAUGUUCGUCGGUGUAGUGGCUCAUUUUUGCCAAGGGUUCCCCUCUGGUUGGCAUACCAGCUGGCAGACACGACCGCGACAUACGCCGCCGGCCAGCUCCUCUACAGCAGCAGCACGCCGCAAGACCACCAGCUCAUUGCCUUCUGGGCGCCGUUCCUUCUGCUGCACCUCGGUGGCCCGGACAACAUCACUGCAUACGCCCUCGAGGAUAACAUGUUCUGGGGGCGCCACUUGUUGAGCCUUGUUGUGCAGAUUGCGGGAGCUGGAUAUGUCUUCUACAAGCACAUCGCCGGCGGAGAGAUCUUCCUCACGCUGGCUGCCACCUUGGUGCUGGUUGUCGGUGUUGCAAAGUAUUUGGAGAGGACAUGUGCACUCUGGUCUGCCAACUUCAGCAGCCUCCAGAGCUCUUUCAAGGUGCAGCCACGUGAUAAGCAUCACAAGCAUUUUUACAUUGAGCAUCAAGACUGGUGCAAUGACUUGGAGGACGAGCUUGCCCUGCAGCGUGCUCAUUCCCUGUUUCAUAUCUGCAAGCGCGGGAUAGUUGAUUCAGUGGUCGAGGUGGACCCAGAUGGCCCGACUGAGGUGGAGUCUGAGGAAAAGAAAAUAAUCGGGGCCCUUAGGGGGAACCCUGAGCAAAUGUGGAGGGUGAUGGAGAUGGAGCUCUCCCUGAUGUACGACAUCCUGUAUACCAAGGCAGGUGUGAUGCACUCUAUGGUUGGUUACUGCAUCCGUGUCAUUUCGCCGCUUGCCAUCGCCACCUCGCUCGUGUUGUUCCAGUUGAGCGGCAAAGAUAGUUACAGCCAACUCGAUGUUGACAUCACCUACACCUUGUUGGGCGGCGCCUUGGUCCUAGAGACAAAAUCGCUCCUUGGUGCACUAGGGUCAAGCUGGGCGCUUGCCUUCUUGUGUUCCACGCGAUGGGAUUGGCUCCGGCAUUCAGUAUUGUGCACUGGAAGAUGGCAUCAGGUCCGGCGCGCAGUCAUUUCAUUUCGCCGGUCCAGGCCUGGCAAGAUAAUUAUGAAAGGAAGUUCGAGGGAGUGGUCAGGCACCAUGGGGCAGCACAACAUGCUGCGGUUUGGUGCCGGACAGGUGGAUCCGAUGAGUCGCCGACUCGGCAAUCUGUUCAAGAUGCUGAGGCUCGGUGGGCAGUGGGACAGGAGGUACUACUCGUGUACUGUUGUUGUCCCAGAUAAUGUCAUGAAGUGUGCACAGAAGGUGGGCAUCUGGUUCUCACGGGAUGAUAUAAACACAAUGGGCUUGCUCAGGCAUAAUUGGGGUGAAUCAGCACUGGCUAACAGAUUUUACCCUGGGCUGUACAAGAAAUUGGAAGAGUAUCAUGGAGUUGACUUCCAUGAGAGCGUCAUCUGCUGGCACAUUGCCACCGACUUGAUUCUCGCAAAGGAGGAAAAGGAAAAGGAACAUUUUGCAGCUGACAAGCGUGUGCAGACAGUCAGGGCACUGUCCAACUACAUGAUGUUCCUCCUUGUCAACAGGCCCUACAUGCUACCAGGCCUUCCUCAAAAUUGGCUGCACAAGCAAACCUGCAACAAUCUGGACACGAUAUGUAAUGACUAUGAUCUCGUCGGUUCUCUGGGCGACAGCUUGUGGACUGUGCUCAUGAAAUUGCUCGGACUGCAUCAUCACAGGGUCUUGGAAUCUUCUGCGCUUGAGAAGAAGCUCGCUGACGUAAUACUGGAGUUACCGAAGGGACAUACAGGCUCUGGCUCUGAAACUCCUCGAGUCUUGUAUGCACGCCGUAUUGCUGUUAUAAUACUUGAGAGCGAGGUAGUAGAUGAUAAGGUGCGUCUGCUGCUAGGUCUGUGGAUCGACUUCCUAGCCUACGCAGCCAACCGGUGCAUUAGGGAGUCACAUGCCAAGAAGCUUAGCACCGGUGGUGAGCUCAUGACCAUCGUGUGGCUUAUUUUGGAACACAUCCGCUAUUUAAAAGAAGACCCAAACAAGGAGGGAAGCCAUGUAUAA
Triticum turgidum subsp. durum (durum wheat) is the source of this 2076-nucleotide messenger RNA. The record is from the annotation of a GenBank genome assembly. Lineage: Eukaryota; Viridiplantae; Streptophyta; Magnoliopsida; Poales; Poaceae.